AUGGGUUAUCUUAACUUCACCAGUGGAAAUGAGACUUUACCUUGCAGGCACCCUUAUACCGUGCAGACCUCUGUACCUCUGACAGUCCUGGUGGGUAUCCUCAUCCUGCUAACUGUGUUUGGCAAUGUCAUGGUAGUAAUUGCUGUGAUCACAAGCCGAGCCUUGAGAGCACCUCAGAACUUGUUUUUAGUCUCUCUGGCUUGUGCAGACAUCCUGGUUGCCACCUUAGUGAUGCCAUUCUCUUUAGCGAAGGAGCUGAUGGGUUGCUGGUGCUUUGGUGAAGUGUGGUGUAAAAUCUACCUGGCUUUGGAUGUGCUCUUCUGCACCUCAUCCAUCUUCCACCUGUGUGCAAUAAGCCUGGACAGAUACUGGUCUGUCACGCAAGCGAUUGAGUACAACCUGAGAAGGACGCCGCGCAGGAUUAAAUGCACAAUCUGCCUGGUUUGGGUACUUGCGGCCAUCAUUUCAAUCCUUCCGCUGAUCACGAUGGAAAAUUACAAGGAUAAAGAGAAAAGCCCUGAAUGUGACAUUAACAGGGAGAAAUGGUACAUUAUUUUCUCCAGCACCGCCUCCUUCUUUGCACCCUGUUUCAUUAUGACUAUAGUGUACGUUAGAAUCUACCAGAUUGCCAAGAGAAGAACAAGAGCCCCGCCAGGAGAAAGGCAACGAGAAAAUGGCAACUCAGAAGACGCGAAGAUUGGUUCGGAUCCCCUGGAGAGAAAAGACAGAGACGAGAGGGAAGUAAAAGUGGGUGACGGUAACGAGGUCAAUGGGUUAGAUGUGGAGGAAGAACCUUCCUCGUCUGAUGGGAACGAAACCAUCCUGUGCUCCCUGAGGAAGAAGAAGGGAAUGAGACUGAGUAAAGUGACUCAGGUGAAUCCUGGGGAAACCUCUCCAAAGCCAGAGACGCAGCCUUGUGUCAGAGUGAGCAGGUGGAAAGGAAGGCAGCACAGGGAGAGGCGCUUCACCUUCGUUCUGGCUGUGGUUAUGGGAGUGUGUGUUCUCUGCUGGUUCCCCUUUUUUUUCACGUACACGCUCUCUGCUGUGUGCGACAGCUGCAUCCCAGAGACGCUCUUCAACAUAUUCUUCUGGUUUGGUUACUGCAAUAGCUCACUCAAUCCCGUUAUAUACACGAUAUUCAAUAAUGACUUCAGGAAGUCUUUUAAAAAGAUUCUUUGUAAAAGGGACAGAGGAGGUUUGUGAGUAAUACUUUUAUACAUGCACGUCAAAUACAAAAGCUUUUUGGGUCGUCUACAUUAAGUCUCCUAUCUUUGUAAAUACAACAUUAAAAAAUAUUGGAAGAUAUUUACUGAAUAUUUGGAGAAAGAAAAUCAAUUGCAGCUUAAUUUCAUUUUGUGUUUUAGCAUUUUGUUGUCAAUAAAUGGUUGUUUUGUAAUAUUACAGUAAUAAUAUUCAUACAAAAUAAUCUAAUGUGCAGUUUGUUUUGCAGAUACACUGAGACUGUGAGAUCAGACUUUACCAUUGUGUAACUCUAACAACAUAGACAACACAUUUUUCACCAGUUAAAUUACUGUUUUGUGACAGUAAUUUAACUGGUCAGGCUGAAUGCAUGCUCCUAAAUGAUAUUCUUGUUGGUAACAUGACACGAGACCAAUAUUAUAGUAUUUAAACUGUCAUGGCUGCAUCAAAUGGAUGGUUCAUACUGCAAUGGAAGGAAAUGUGUACUCGUGUUAAUUGUACAAUAUGUUACAAUGCUGUAAAUGCCCUGAAAUGUUAAUAGUUUGUAAAUAAGAAUGGUCAA
Stegastes partitus (bicolor damselfish) is the source of this 1762-nucleotide messenger RNA. RefSeq names its product alpha-2A adrenergic receptor. Gene Ontology annotation, cellular component: plasma membrane. Bases 1 to 1203 code for a protein of 400 amino acids. Gene Ontology annotation, molecular function: epinephrine binding; alpha2-adrenergic receptor activity. The record is from RefSeq and is a predicted model, not a curated record. The transcript has a single exon. Gene Ontology annotation, biological process: G protein-coupled receptor signaling pathway. Lineage: Eukaryota; Metazoa; Chordata; Actinopteri; Pomacentridae.